Molecule: messenger RNA, 236 nt
Organism: Paramecium sonneborni
Lineage: Eukaryota; Ciliophora; Oligohymenophorea; Peniculida; Parameciidae
Source: the annotation of a GenBank genome assembly
AUGAAUGAAACCUAAAAAAUUUAUUCUUUGAAAUAAAAUGUUAUAAAUUACGGUUCAAUUUUAGAACCAAAAAUUAAAUUAGAAAAAUGCAAAACUAGAAAAUUUGAAUUGUACUUUAAAAAUCUUAUUAAUUUAGAAAAAACCUUGCUAUUUUAGAGAAGCAUGAAUAUUUGUUAUAGAAUGAAAAAGGAAUAAGGUCAUUGGUAGAUUAAUAUUUAUUUUUUUAUAUAUAAUGA